AUGACUUUAGUAGCUAUAGGGGCGUGCUAUCUUGACACAAUUUUAACAACCCCCCAUUACCCAGGUGAAGAUGAGAAGCUUCGUGCAUCCAAAAUUAGCCGCCGACGCGGUGGGAACUGCCCAAAUACUCUCGAAGUUCUAGGCCAAUUGUUACAAUAUGGGCCAUCGAAUGCCGAAUCAUCCUUGAAUCUCAUUACUGUCCUUCCCUCCAAAACAUCAGUGGCAUCUCAUCAAAUCCAAUCAAGCUUAGGUGAUAUGGUUCGGCUAGAUAGUUGCAUUUACCGAGAGACAUUCAAUGAGCCAGCUUCCAGUUACAUUAUUGCCAGCCAAGUCACCGGUAGUAGGACAAUCGUCAAUUACAACGAGCUUCCCGAGAUGACUAGCACUGAGUUCGUAUCGGCUGUUGAGUCUCUACGCGCCGUAACUGAUCCUGAUCGACCCUGGUUUCAUUUUGAGGGCCGUGCACCUGAUGUAACAUUGGAAUGUAUUCAUUAUAUCCGGAGUCAUUUUCCAGGAGCUGAAAUCAGUGUUGAGGUGGAAAAGCCAGGCCGGCCAGGCUUGCAGGAGCUUGCAGACGAGGCAGACGUUGUUCUCUACUCGAAGGGCUGGGCCCAGUACUACGGAUAUAUAUCUGCCGAGGAUUGUUUGCGGGAGCAAUCGUUGAAGACAAGCCGAGCAUCCUUGCUGUGCUGUACUUGGGGUCAUGACGGGGCUGCAGCGCUUGAACCAAAGACUAGCAACUUCGCUCAUGUCCCCGCGCAUACUGAAGGACUGGGAGUCAUCGACACCAUCGGAGCUGGAGAUACAUUUAAUGCUGGCUUGCUAUACGGCCUCAUCUAUCGGGGUCAGGAUUGGGAUUUCCGAAAGAGGUUGGAAUUUGCAAAUCUCCUUGCCGGCUUGAAGGUCACCCAAGAGGGCUUUGCAAACCUGCAAAGAGCAUUGAGCUUU
Penicillium robsamsonii is the source of this 948-nucleotide messenger RNA. RefSeq names its product ketohexokinase. The transcript has 6 exons. The annotation marks the transcript as partial. NCBI's taxonomy places the organism in Eukaryota, Fungi, Ascomycota, Eurotiomycetes, Eurotiales, Aspergillaceae. Gene Ontology annotation, molecular function: ketohexokinase activity. Gene Ontology annotation, biological process: fructose metabolic process. The record is from RefSeq and is a predicted model, not a curated record.